AUGGCGGACGACGCCAGUGCGGUGAUGGAUAACGUCCCUCCCGGCCCCACUGAAGAUGCGACUCGCCAAACACCUAGGCAUCUGGGGCACACUACGGCCAAUAUCUAUGGUGACCAUUUUCACCAUCCGCCACAUCUGCCGUUUCUGUACACUCGACAGUCUCCUGAAGAACACAUUCGCCAUAACGGGCAACACCCAAAGGACAAUGGACACGAACGACACCACUUUUACGAUGUAUCUCAGAUUGUUAGCUUUGUGAAUGAACCGCAUUAUCGGCACCAAGCACCCACUGAACAGGAAAUGCUUGCAGAUAUCGAACGCUUGCACGACCACCCAACGGACUAUGAUGGCGAAGACAUGCAUGUUACUGAAAACCAAAUCAAGAAUGUCUAUCAUAGUUUGAUUUAUAUUUUCACUGUGGCCAUUUCGCAGAUGUUCAGCGUGGGAUCUUUAGGUAUUGCUGCGUUCUCCAUGCGUCAAACGGCUGCUGAUUUCCAUGCGCCCUCGUCUGAAAUGGUGUGGUACCUGGCUGCCUACGGUAUUACUAGUGGCGUGUUCGUGUUGAUUGCCGGUCGUCUCGGCGAUGUAUUUGGACACAAAUACAUCUUUAUUGCCGGCUGGCUCUGGACAGCAGCCUUUUCGUUGGGUGCUGGUUUCUGCUCCACCUCUGUUGUGUUUGAUGUCAUGCGAGGCUUAACAGGUGUAGGUACGGCGAUGAUUACACCUUGCGCCAUUGCGCUUUUGGCGCGAGCUUUUCCUCCUGGCUCAACAUGGAAGAACAUGGCCUUUGCUCUUUUUGGUUUCUUUGCACCUACUGGGUUUGUCGUGGGUGGCGCUAUUGGCGCUGGCUUUGCCCAGAAUGUUACAUGGCGCUGGGCCUACUGGUUCUGGGCCAUUAUGUGCUUGUUCUUUGCCAUACUUUCGUUCCUUGUGAUCCCACACCGUCUUGGCAAGUCACUGCCAGGUGUAUCUAUGAUGAAUUAUGAUUAUGUGGGAAGUCUUCUUGGUGUGGCUGGCCUUUUGCUAUUUGCCGUCGCAUGGUCGCAAGGAGGUGGUCUUGGAUGGGAUACCGUAUAUGUGUAUGUGCUCUUGAUUGUGAGCGUGGUCUGCACGGGUCUUUUUGCCGUUUGGGAAACGAUAAUCAAACACCCUGUACUCCCCCCCAGUCUCUGGACUCGUCCCGGUUUCGUACCAAUGAUUCUUGCGUUAUUCUUUGGCUGGAAUUCGUUCGGUGUACUUAUUUACUUCGGCCCCGAGUUCUUGCUCGAAUUCCGUGAUCUCACUCCAUUACACGCGGUCGCUGAGUUCACACCUAUUAUUAUUUGCGGCCUGGUUGCAACGCUUUCCGCUGGUUUUUUCGUGGAUUGGAUGCCUGUGCAGUACAUCUUUUUUGCAGCGUGCUGUUCCUUCCUGUUCGGCAAUUUGAUGUUCAGUUUGACACCUGCACAUCAAAUGUACUGGAAGAUGGUAUUUCCUGCCUUUGCGUUGACCGGUUUUGGCCCCGACUUGAGCUUUACGGCGGCCAGUAUUGUCAUUUCAAACACGCUACUUCCUUCAGAGCAGGGCGUUGGCGGAAGUCUCAUCAACACUGUGGUCUUGUACAGCGCCGGGCUCGGUAUGAGUAUCGCAGGUACUGUGGAACACUACGUGUUAUUGGAUACCAAUAACGACUUACUAUUGGCCUUCCGUGCAUGUCUGUGGCUAGGUGUUGGUUUCGCAGGCAUUUCAAUUUUCAUUGUCGUCUUCUUCGUGCGUGACGUUCGCUUCCAGAAGAAGGAAAACACGGAAUCCGAUGAGGAUGAAACGAAAGCUGUCGAACCAUCCAUUCCAGCACAGAACAUUGAGCAGCAUUAA
Messenger RNA from Malassezia pachydermatis, 1854 nucleotides. RefSeq names its product mfs transporter of unknown specificity. The transcript has a single exon. Bases 1 to 1854 code for a protein of 617 amino acids. Gene Ontology annotation, cellular component: membrane. Gene Ontology annotation, molecular function: transmembrane transporter activity. The record is from RefSeq and is a predicted model, not a curated record. Gene Ontology annotation, biological process: transmembrane transport. Lineage: Eukaryota; Fungi; Basidiomycota; Malasseziomycetes; Malasseziales; Malasseziaceae.